UAUAUUGAGACAAAUACAAAAACGGCAACAAAAUGCGCUUCACCUACAAUCAGUAUAAAUAUUACGAGUCCGGCUAUCGUAUUCCAUCCAAAAUGCACAAUCUGGGCCAUCAUCAUGGCAAUGGUACUGCCGGUAAAAUCAACAACAACAACAAUAACAACAACAGCAACACCAACCAUAGUAACAGCAGCAACAACAACAAUGGCAGUGGCCAUCAUCACUACAAUCACCACCACAACAACAGCAACAACCACAAUAAUUCCAAUACAAAUGCAUACCAACAUCAUUACAAAAGCAAUUUUGGGAUGCGCAUGACGAUAUCCACAAACUCGACAAUGAGUCCUCGCAUCCAUCGCAAAGGCUUUCGGAUACCAUCGAAGAGACAGACGGGCAAGGGAUUGCCCGGUAAAUUGCACACCAUUGCCAGGACGGGGCCCGGAAAGCUGGUGCCGGGGAAGCGAAUACCACAGCGACCGCAUCCGCCGCCCUGUGACAAUUCCAAUGACAGUGGCCUGGGUUUCGAUCAGCAUACGGAGCUGCGAAAUGGUUCAGCAGCAGCAACAACAGCAACAACAACUGCUGCUGGUACUGCUGUCGAUGUCAGUAACAAUGGUCCAAGCAGUAGCAGCAGGAGCAGCACCAGCAGCAACAGCAAUCAGAUCACAAAUCUGGUGAUAAAUAGCGACUUGACUAACACAGUUGCCGCAGCAGCAGCAGCUGCAGCUGCAGCGGCCGCCAGCAACACAUUGCAGCAGCAUCACCAACAGCAACAGCAGCAGCAUGUACAGUUGCAGCAACAGCAACAGCAACAUCAGCAGCAGCAACAUUCACCGCAGCAGCAUUUAAUACGCGCGAUACCCGUUUCAAGAUCGCAUCAUGCCAAGAAAAUGCUCAACUAUCUGGAUGAAAUCGAGUCGGACUCGUCGAUAUCAACAUUUGUGGAUGAAAUAGCAACAGCUCACAGCAAUGACGAGGACACUGGCUUUGGCACCGACAGCAACCAAACAAUGACAACGCCAGCGGCAGCGACAACAGCCUCAUCGUCGUCAUCUCCGUCUUCGUCUUCGUGUUCGUCUUCGUGUUCGUCAACGCCAACGUUGAGCUCAGAACUGUUUGGGGGCAUCUUCAAUACAAGCAUGGGUCACAAAACUACCGAGUUGGAUGUUGCCAAUGCCAUUGCUGUACAACAGCAACAACAGCAGCAGCAACAGCAGCAGCAACAGCAGCAGCAACAGCAGCAGCAGCAACAGCAACAUUACCAGCAGCAACAGCAGCAAUUUCAUUAUCCUGGAUUACAUUUGCAGCUACAGCACCAACAACAGCAACACCAGCAGCAUGAGAGCAGCAGCAGUUGCAGCAACAGUAGCAGCAGCAGCAGCAGCAAUGGCUCUGUCGGUGGAGGAGAUGGUCGUGGUGGUGGCAAGCAUUUAAAGCGCAAAAAAUAUGAAUGCAAUCAGGUGGAGCUCGACAACGAUGAUGCGUGCAGCGAGGAUGAGUUUAUACGCAAAAUUGCCACAGUUGCUGCAGACAGUACUGACGUCAGCAGAGUCGUCAAUGCCGGCCCCAAAAUCAACAACAAAAUCCAUUGCAGGAUCAGCAGCAAUCAUCACAGCAAUGAGCCAAAAUUCAUUGGAACGCGCACCGUGACGCGUGUGGCGAACAAGAGGCAACCGACGACGCCACUGAACAGCAUCGCCAGCUCCAAUGAUGGCCAUGUCCAACUGGAGAUUGUGUCGCAGCCAGAGCAACAGCAUCGCGCUCGCUACCAGACCGAGGGUAGCCGCGGCGCCGUCAAAGAUCGCAGCGGCAAUGGCUUCCCCAUUGUCCGGCUAACCGGCUACGUUAAGUCCGCCGUGCUUCAGGUGUUCAUUGGCACGGACAUUGGACGCGUUGUCCCCCACAUGUUCUAUCAGGCGUGCAAGGUGGCCGGCAAGAAUUCAACGCAGUGCAACGAGAAGAAAGUCGAUGGCACCAUGGUCAUUGAGAUUGACUUCAAGCCCGAAACGGAUAUGACCGUCACCUGCGAUUGCGUUGGCAUACUCAAGGAACGCAACGUCGAUGUGGAGCAUCGUUUCCCCGAGCAUCUGGCGCAAAAGAACAAGAAGAAGUCAACACGUUGCCGCAUGGUAUUCCGCACUCAGCUAACAAAAGAUGAUGGCAGCACCGAAACGCUGCAGGUCUGCUCCAAUCCCAUCAUAUGCACUCAGCCACCCGGUGUUCCAGAGAUUUGCAAGAAAUCACUGAACUCUUGUCCCGUUGAUGGCGGCUUGGAGUUGUUCAUCAUUGGCAAGAACUUUUUGAAGGACACACAUGUUGUGUUCCAGGAGACGUACGACAGUGUCAAUGGCGAUGAUCCCGCAACGGAAAUAGCCGUACGCCAGCAGCUCAUCGGUGGCACCGCUGCUCUAUGGGAGCAGAGCGUACUGCCCGAUAAGGAGUAUUUGCAUCAGACGCAUUUGAUCUGCACAGUGCCGCCGUAUUUGCAUCAGAACCUGCUCAAGCCGGUCAGCGUACAGGUGUCCAUUAUAUCGAGCGGCAAGAAGAGCGAACCGCACACCUUCAUCUAUACACCCAAGGGCAGCUAUACGACACUAGCGGCGGCCAGCACGUUAAGUAGCACAAUGCAUAGCCAAGAUGGUGGCAGUUUCAUGGACACCAGCAGUGCACCAUCCACUGGCAACUCAGUCUGGACGAAUAGUGGCAGCAAUGCCGCCACUGGAGCGAACGUUGUCGAGACGAAGCAUGAGCUUGAUUUGGGCAUGAUGCCGCCACCGAUAACCACACAAAUACCGAUGGGAUUACGUCGAUCCUCGUUGUCUGGGUCCACACCGAUGAUCACCGAUCAGCAGCAACAACAGCAGCAACAGCAACAGCAGCAGCAGCAGCAGCAGCAACUGGUGCAUCUUACCGCUGAGGCGGCACUGAAAAGUGAACUGCUCGAUGAGAAUAGUUCGCAUAGUCCGCGCACCGCACAGGACAACAAUAGCAGCCUCCACUCACCGGAGGCACUCAUCAAUCCAUGCAGUCCCAAUGCUCUACAAUAUCAUGCACACUACGCACGCAAGAACAGCCUGGAUGCGAUCAUGUACGAUCAGUCGAAUAGUAUGCCCGGUUUUCCGGUUGCUGCCACAACGACCGUUGAUCUGGAUCCCGCCGCUGUUGCCGUCGCCGUUGAGCUGGCCGUUAAGCAUGAGAUUGUCAAGCAUGUGGUGCAGCAGCAUCAACAGCAUCAGGCACCGGCACAGCAACAGCAGCAACAGCACAAGUUCAUUGAUGAUCUAACCAAAUCGACAACCGUUGUCAAUAGUAAUGGGACAAGUGAGCCGGCGCUCUUUACCACAGCAGCGGUGAUUGAUCAUGCCCUAACCGAUAUUCUCCAACAGAAGGUGGGCGUUUUAUCGCACACAUCUGCCACAUCCGCGCCCAGUGUGCUGAAGCGCAGCCUUUCGAUCAGUAGCAACAAUUCAAAUAGCUCCCAUUCGAGCAGCGAUACACAAUCGCCAAAUAGUUCGCCACUCACGCAGGACAUCAUAUUGAACUCGGAGCCGGCAGCAGCACUUGGCGCUGGCCUCCAACAAUUGGCAACUGGGCCCGCGGUUGCUGGCGGAGGCGUCAACAGUACCAGCGGCUCAUUAUCCACCGAUAUCAUUAUGAAUCCAGCUGUCUCACCAUCGACCAUACUCUGUUCGGCAAAUGGGGCAGCGACUGCCGUUGUGCCCAAUAUAUUGGCGCCACAUCAGGUGACGAUGGCCAAUUCGAUAUUGAAUGACAUUGCCAUGCAGGCGGAGCCAACGCAACAGGAUGCAGCGGUCGCUGCACUGGCAUUGAGCAACAUUAUGAUGAGUCCACCAAAUGCGGAUGUACACAAUACACUGCCACCGACACCAGUUGUUAUGCAACCGGAAGUGGCAGCCACAGCAACAUCAACGGCAGUCAGCAACAUGAUUAUUAAGGCAGCCGCCGAUUUUAUAACCACACAGGAGCAGGAGCAGGAGCAGCAUCAUUAUCAUCAUCAACAUCAACAUCCACAUCCACAUGCGCCACAACAGCAACAGCAGCAGGCGGGCAAUGCAGCUGCCACCACGAAUGAUCCACUUGUUAAUCUACUGUUAAAUCAUACAACGACCACAGAAACGGUUGCUGUGGAAGCGGCAGCAGCGGCGGCAGCAGCAGCAGCCGCUGCAGCUGUCUUUCCCACGCUGUCCGCUGUUCAUUUGCCCGUUGUGCCACCCACACCACAAGAAUCUCUCAUUGUCGCCCUCGCCACGGAGAAUGCGCUGCAGAAAUCGGUUGCCACCGCUGCCGUAACCACAAACGGUGCCGUAAUGACCCAACAGGCAUCGGCGCCCAGCAGCGCCGGCAGCAUUCUACCGGCGGCCGUUGGAGCUGUUGCUGCUGCCGCUGCUGUUGCUGUGCAGCCACCGAUACCUCAGGAGCUGACCACAAUGUCCGAUCAGGAUCUAAUCAGUUACAUCAAUCCGAGCACCUUCGAUCAGCUUUAAACAGCAACUGAUCAACAAAUUAAACUAUUGGGUUAUUUUAAUCAACUAAGGGGAAACCACACAGGCCUAAUCCUAAGCGUAUAAAUAUAUAUAUACACACACACACACACACACACACAAACACACACAUCAACAUUUUAAUGUGGACAAAAUUCUAUGGUACAAUUUUAAAUAUUUGGUAAGCAAAACUGAUUACCACCAAAGAGAAAAUGGCAACCGAAUGCGUUUCUCGCACACACAGACACACACACACACAGACACACACACACUUUUGUAGUUUUUUAA
Molecule: messenger RNA, 4787 nt
Organism: Drosophila grimshawi
Lineage: Eukaryota; Metazoa; Arthropoda; Insecta; Diptera; Drosophilidae
Gene: NFAT
Product: nuclear factor of activated T-cells 5
Exons: 11
Coding region: 33-4502 (1489 amino acids)
Biological process (GO): regulation of transcription by RNA polymerase II
Cellular component (GO): transcription regulator complex
Molecular function (GO): DNA-binding transcription factor activity, RNA polymerase II-specific; RNA polymerase II cis-regulatory region sequence-specific DNA binding; transcription factor binding
Source: RefSeq, a predicted model, not a curated record